Molecule: messenger RNA, 771 nt
Organism: Colletotrichum siamense
Lineage: Eukaryota; Fungi; Ascomycota; Sordariomycetes; Glomerellales; Glomerellaceae
Exons: 1
Coding region: 1-771 (256 amino acids)
Source: RefSeq, a predicted model, not a curated record
AUGUUCGCAAAGGCAGCCGAGAGCGAUCGCCUUGUGGCAAUCAAACUCGCUCAGCUGAAGGAGUUGGCGGCCGGCAUGACGUUUCGACCCGCGACCCCCAAGAAUCCCACGACCCCGGAGAAGUCAUACGACUACUCAGAAUGGAGCCCUACGCCUAUUACCAUCUCAAUCGACUUCGAACCGACUGUCUUCGCUUCGGACGCUUCCUUCUCUUACACUCGUUCACCUACGCACUCACCUGUGCUGGCCCUUCCUUCUGCCGUUGCUGAGUGGGACCAUCCUGAUUCUGCUUCUGCUUCUGCUUCUGCUUCUACAUCCUCUCUUUCUGCUGUUGCUGAGUCGGAUCCUCCUUCUUCUGCUUCUGCGUCCUCUCCUUCUCCUGCUUCUCCUUCUCUCCGAGACGAGGACAUCAAGGCCUUGCAAAGGUUUGCUCGCAACGUUCAAACUAACAUUCUCUCCAAGUCUGGCAAGUCCCUCCCUCCUUCGUGGGAACCACCUUCUUUCAGAGGUCCCUACCUCGCCCCUGACUCACCGCGUCCUCCUUCGCCUCCUCUCCGCGACGAGGACAUUGAAGUUCUGCAACGGUUUGCUCGGAACGUUCAAUCCAAUAUUCUUUCCAAGUCAGGCAAGUCACUCCCUCCUUCAUGGGAACCUCCCUCUUUCACAGGUCCCUACCUCGCUCCUUCUUCACCGCGUCCUCCGUCUCCUCCUCCCCCUCGUCCUAAGCGAGUUGUUCGAAUCAAUCGGCGUACGAACCGUCUCCUCCGCUGA